AUGUCAGGACCUAAUAGUCAAAUAGCUCUCGGUGAAGAAUCGGAAAAACGGAGGAUGAAGUAUUUUUAUCGACAAUUCGAAAGGUCAUUAUUCAAAGAUGGUGAUAAAUCAUUCACAAUAAAAAUAACUGCUUUAACAGAUAGUAGUCCUGAUCUAAAUUGUGUUAAGAGGACAUAUUCCCACAAAAUAAAUCAAGGGGAAAUAAAGAUUUUCAAGAUUAAAGAAUUAUUAAAUAAACCAGAAGUCUUGAAUAAAACAAAGGUUAUAGAGAAUACAUUCUUUUUAGAAGUUUGGAGUGACCAUCCUAUGCUUUUUGGGAAAGAAAAAGCGGCAUGCUUAACACAUGCAAGUCGGACAAAAAGUGGUGUUUCCAGCGGGCAGAUGCUAAGAUGGAAUAGAUGCGCUAAUGUGCCUAAUAUCCGAGCUACGUUACAGGUCAAGAGAAAAUUUAGAGAAGGAAAAGAUGGAGAAGAAGAAGAAAUUUAUGAAACUGAGCUUGCUCAUCUCUUUUCGGAGGAAGACGAGGUUAAGGUGUUUUUCGAGACAUUAGAUGAUGAACUUAACAAAGUGAACCAAUUUUAUGAGAAUAAGGAAACUGAGUUUCUGGAGAGAGGGGAGACUUUGAAUAAGCAGCUUCAAAUUUUGCUCGAUCUCAAGAGGGUUCUCAGUGAUCGACGUCGAAAAAAUUUUGCUGCUAAAACGGGCUCCGGCUUCCUUUCGCCUAUCAGCCAAUCAUGUGGCCAGAACUCGGAUUUCUUGGAAAGCCAAAGUGAAUACUGUGACAGCCCGAAGGACUCGCAAACAGACGAUGAUGUUGUUGCAGCAUUGGAGAAGAAUGGCAUAAAUUUCAUUAAUUCUGCCACCACAACACGAGCAAAGACGAAGAAAGGGAAACCGAAGAUGGCCCUUAGAAUCAAUAUUCCAGCAACAACACCAUCGCGUGCCAUAGCUGCUGUUACAUCAAUGCUUUGGGAGGAUUUAGUGAACAACUCCAAGAACGAAUUAGGCAGCACAGGAGAAUUUAAUAGCAGAAAGAAGAUACAAUGUGCAGAAAAGAUGAUUAGAGGGGCAUUUGUGGAGCUCUAUAGGGGCCUUGGCUUGCUCAAAACAUACAGCUCACUGAACAUGGUGGCGUUUACCAAAAUACUAAAGAAAUUUGACAAGGUAUCAAACCAGCAGGCUUCAGCAAGUUACCUCAAAGUAGUCAAAAGAUCACAUUUCGUUAGUUCUGAUAAGGUGUUGAGACUAAUGGAUGAAGUAGAGUCCCUAUUCACACAGCACUUCGCCAACAAAGACAGGAAAAAGGCAAUGAAAUUCUUGAGACCGCAACACCACAAAGACUCUCACAUGCUCACCUUUUUCGUAGGUAUAUAUAUAUACAUUUUUAUAACUUUGUUCAGUGUUUAUGUAAUAUUAACACAUUUAAGUCGCAUGUUCACCCCCGGAAUAGAAGCCGCUUACAUGGAAGCCGUCUACCCUAUUUUCAGCAUGUUUGCAUUGCUAAGCUUGCACAUGUUUAUGUAUGGAUGUAACCUAUUCAUGUGGAAAAGCACAAGAAUCAACUGCAAUUUCAUCUUCGAAUUCCAAUCCAGCACAGCCCUCAAUUAUAGAGAUGCUUUCCUCAUUUGCACCUUUUUAAUGACUACUGUUGUUGGAGUUAUGGUUAUUCAUCUAAUCUUACUCUCUAAAGGAUUCUCGCCACUUCAAGUCAACAUGAUCCCGGGAAUUCUACUACUCUGUUUCAUCGCGCUGCUCGUGUGUCCAUUGAAAAUCUUAUAUCGUCCAACACGAUACUACUUCAUUAGAGUCAUACGCAACAUAAUUUGCUCUCCCUUUUACAAGGUUUUGAUGGUAGACUUCUUUAUGGCUGAUCAACUUACCAGCCAGAUUCCAUUAUUAAGGCACAUGGAAUCAGCAGCCUGUUAUUUUCUUGCUGGAAGUUUCAAAACACACAGUUAUAGGACCUGCCAAUCCGGGAAACUAUACAUGGAGUUUGCUUAUGUUAUCUCUUUCGCGCCCUAUUACUGGCGUGCAAUGCAGUGCGUCAGAAGAUGGUUCGAUGAAAACAACACAGACCACCUAGCUAAUUUGGGGAAGUAUGUCUCGGCUAUGGUGGCAGCCGGGGCAAAGUUAACUUAUGAGCGGCAGCAAUCAGAAUUAUGGUUGGCUAUAGUUUUGGUGACUUCAUUGGUAGCCACAGUUUAUCAGUUGUACUGGGAUUUUGUCAAAGAUUGGGGACUUCUUAAUCCAAAAUCCAAAAAUCCAUGGCUUAGAGAUGAUCUGAUAUUGAAGAAUAAAAGCAUCUAUUAUAUAUCCAUUGCCUUGAAUUUUGUCCUAAGAGUAGCAUGGGUGGAAACUGUGCUGGGUUUCAGAGCUGGAAGGUUUGAGAAACGCUUGCUCGCGUUUUUCCUGGCUUCGCUUGAAGUCAUCCGACGUGGACACUGGAACUACUAUAGAUUGGAGAAUGAACACCUCAACAAUGUUGGAGAGUUUAGGGCAGUGAAGGCUGUUCCAUUACCAUUCUCUGAUGGCUGAAGUUUAUGUAAAGAAUCUGUGCAGAUGUUCGAAAGAGGCUUAUAAGGACGAGCAAGAAAAGACUUUUCACCUGCCAUAGAAUUUAGGGGUGGGAAGAUUAAUAAUGUUGCAUUGAGGAAUUCACAAUUGUUCAUCUCACAAUAAGCGGAAAACAGUCCUCAAAUCCUCGAGCUUUAUAUGAACCGGAUAAGGGAAGCUUUCGGCUAAUGUCUAUUGUAGAUUGUGAUAUUUCUAACUGAAAUUUGAUCGAUGUAUCAUUGUAUCAGCAGUUUAAACAAUUUUUAUUGACGUUGUAAAUUGAAUUUCCAUGGGAAUCAACACUGUCUAUUUUUGUAUAUCGGAUUUACAUCA
Molecule: messenger RNA, 2886 nt
Organism: Olea europaea var. sylvestris
Lineage: Eukaryota; Viridiplantae; Streptophyta; Magnoliopsida; Lamiales; Oleaceae
Product: phosphate transporter PHO1-like
Exons: 17
Coding region: 1-2535 (844 amino acids)
Biological process (GO): cellular response to phosphate starvation; phosphate ion transport
Cellular component (GO): cytoplasm; Golgi apparatus; plasma membrane
Molecular function (GO): inositol hexakisphosphate binding
Source: RefSeq, a predicted model, not a curated record